GAUUCAUUUAAAAGAAUAAAUUAUUUAUAUCAGGCUUCAAAUUUAAUGCUAAAUGGUACAAACAAUCAACCUUUAUCAAAUUUUUAUUCUAGGGUAUUAAAAAAAGUUUCACAAAAACAAGUUAUUCAAAUUAGCCCAUCAAUUAAAAGAACUAUAUGCAAGAAAUGCUCACUACUUUUGGUACCUGGUCAUACUUCUACUGUUAGA
Molecule: messenger RNA, 207 nt
Organism: Dictyostelium purpureum
Lineage: Eukaryota; Evosea; Eumycetozoa; Dictyosteliales; Dictyosteliaceae
Exons: 1
Biological process (GO): tRNA processing
Cellular component (GO): nucleolar ribonuclease P complex
Source: RefSeq, a predicted model, not a curated record